AUGGCAAGUGCCGACGCGGAAGAGCUCGUGAAGCAGCUACAAGCCCAGUUGAACGCACAGGGACAGCUAGACGCCGAGAGCUUAUCUAGCCUGGUCCGGCAACUGGACAAGGAUCAAAACGACUGGUGUGAGGCUGCGGGACAAUCUGAGCCUCUGACUACUCGGCUGAAGAAUCUCCUAAAGGACUAUCCAGCUGAUGUGGGUCUGUUCAAGGAAAUGGUGCAAAAUGCGGACGAUGCCGGUGCAGGGCGUGUGCAUUUUGUCUGGGACACCCGGAAGUUAGCAAAGCAGAGCCUUCUUACGCCCGAGAUGGCGGCUUGGCAAACAAACUGCCUCUGGGCCUACAAUGAUGCAAUUUUCACCGAACAGGACUUCGAGGCCAUUUGCCGGCUGGGCGUGGGGGGGAAGCGCGGCAGCUCCGAGCGCAUCGGGCGGUUUGGGCUGGGCUUCAACUCGGUCUACAACUUGACGGAUCUGCCCUCCGUGCUCAGCCAGGACAUGGUGCUCUUCCUAGACCCCCACGUCACGCACUUGGCGCGGAAGGGGGCCUCCUCCCAGAAGCCAGGCAUCAAGCUGCGGUUCUUGAAAGCCAACGUGCUGGAGAGGUUCCGGGAUCAGUUCGAGCCCUACCAACUCCUAGGCUGCGAUAUGGAUGCGUCGUCGAGUCCGUUUCAGGGGACCUUGAUUCGCAUCCCCUUCCGGACCAAAGAGACGGCCAAGAAGAGCGAAAUCAGCAGCAUUGUGGUGAACGACGAGAUGAUGGAGGCCUUGUGCCAGCAGUUCCAACAAGAAGCAUUUCAAUGGCUGCUCUUCCUACAGAAUGUGCAGGAGAUUUCAAUGUCCGUCCUCAAGGACGGGUCUGCCUCCCCGCAAAACCUCUUCACCAUGUCGCUGGCGAGCGCGACUGCGAAGCUCAAGCGGCCCAGCCUGGUCACCGACAAAAGCGCCACACGGAGCACGCUGAUGGCCAAGGAGCUGGAGAUUCUUUGCAAGGGCGAGACCUCCAAGGUGAGAAGAUACUACCUCUUCACAGACACGCAACACGGCUUUCGCUCCCGGGUGUGCCUGGCCGUCCCGGAAAGGACGCGUGAGCAAGAUGGUGACGAAGAGGGCAGGGUCUUCUGUUUCCUGCCGCUCCCGCGGAACAUCGAUCUGGGUCUGCGGCUGCAUGUGCAUGCGCCUUUGAACAUGGCGCAAGAUAGAAGGAGCAUGUUGCUCGACAAUCGGAUUGGAGAAUCUGAGCAAGAGCUGGUUCGCCACAACUUCGCUCUGCUUGACGACUUGAUCCCGUCGGCGCUGUUGGCCUGCCUCAAGGACCUCGCGGUGAAGAGGAACCAGAUGCCGCCGGGGCAUUUCUUCGCGCUGUUUCCCAGCCUUUUGCACAAGGGCGGCGCUCUGGCGCCGGACCGCAUCGCCAAGAGCUUCUACGCGCGGCUCCUGGACGGCAGCUCCUUCCCGCUGCCCGUGGCGGCGCCCGCCGGCCGCCAGACGCGGGUCGAGGCGCCCCCGGAGAGGUGGGUGAAGAUCACAGAGGCCGUCUUCGUGCCGGCGGGGAAUGCGGCAGUCGAGCAAGUUCCCCAGGCCCUGCUGGACAGCGUGGUGGAAGCCUUGCUCCGCUGCGGCGUGCCGUGUGUGGACGCGCCGCCGGAGGUCAUUGACUCCUUCGGGCGCACGGAGCAGCGGAAGCCCACCAUCCUGACGCCCGCGUGGCUGAGGCAGCACCUGCGAGCGUUGGGCAAAGGGGCGCCGAGCCACGCGCUGGACGAGUCGAGCGGGACCUCCAUCUUCGCACAGCUGAAGCCCAAGGAUGUGGCAGACUUCCUGGAGUUUUGCUUGAGCGACGGGCUGGCUGCGGAUCUUCAGGAUGUGCCACUGCUGAUAUGUGAGGAUGAGACCAUGGUCCAUGCCUUCUCGCACAAGGAAAAGGCCGUCGCUGCCCUGGUUCCGCAGAGCCCGCUGGAGCGACGCCUCUUCCCCAACAAGGACGGGCGGAAGCUGAUCUUAGCAUCCCGGCUGGAAGCGCGGCCGCUGGUCUGGGCCAAGCUGAAACAGAUGGCGGCGAAGUGGGAAAAUCCGCAGGCGGCGAGCGUGCCGUCCUUCCAGUGCAAGUUCGUGAACUUCCAGCUGCUCACCGAGGCCCUGCAGCGCUUGCUGCCCAGGACCUGGAACGACCGGGUGCCCAAAGUGGCUGUGACGGAUUACAUCGAGUGGGUGGAAGACUGGCUGCAGGCCAUGUGGAAGUGGCUGGAUGACAAAGACAUCCCGCUGUCCAGGAUGGUGUACUGGCCUCUGAUCCCCAGCGUGGGUGAUGAACAAUCCGUGGGCCUGUUCCGCAUUCCAGAGGCCACCAAGCUGAUACUCUUCUCCGGCACUGCGGCUCCCUCUGCCCCAGCUCCCCCUGCUGCCACUGCCAGUGAAGCAGACACCGCUUCCGGGUAUCCCACGGAGGGAGUGCCGAGUCCGAGUGACUCCCAAGGGUCGCUGAUGCAAGAGCUGCUGCUCCGCUUGCACUGCCAGCCUGUGAUGGAGCCCCCCUGGCUACUUGCGCACCACGAGAAGCAGCUGCGCACCUGUGUGCAUGCGAACAGCCCCGAGGGGCUGCUGCGGAGCAUGCACUAUGCCGGCAGUCUCCUUGUUGGCCCGCAGGCGAAGCAUCCAUCAGACGCGCUCUUUGCCAACCUUUGCAAGAACCUCACUGCAAAACACGUCAAGGCGCUCCUGUCCAUGGCAGCCACCGUGCACAAGGAGGGGUGCCUGUGCAAUCUCACCGGCGCGAACUGGAAAUGUCACUGCGAGGUGUUAAGGGGUCUGCCCUUGUUGUGCAGAUUCAACCGGCCGAGUCUGUAUAUCUCUCUAUCCGAGAGCGCGAAGGGCGGAGAGCUGUGGGUCCUGCCAGAGACCUGCCCUCAAGUGGUGGCAGCCCUGCGCGCGGCGCAGAUGGAGCUCCGGACCUGCGCGGAGAUCUCGGAGGAGGUGCUAGCAGCACCGGUGACCGCGGACGGCUUCUCCGCCGCGGCGCUGCUGCGGGACCUCGCGCUCAGCCGGCCCAGGUGGUGCGACGUGCUGCUGCAGCACAUCUUCCCCUGGGCGCUGCAGAGUGGCAGCGAGGUCCGGCAAGCGGUGAUGCGGGCCGUCAUCUACCACUGGCGCGACAUGGAGCUGGCAGGCCACGGGCCGUGCCUGGAGGGCCUGCAGCGGAUUCCCUUCGUGGGCACCGCGGGGGGCCAAAUGGUCUGCGCGGACCAGGCGCUGGAGCCCACGGAGCAGCUGCGGAGCCUCUACCCCGAGAAGGGCCCCUUCCCGGACGCGGUGUGGCUCUCCGGCGAGUGCCGGGCCCUGCUCCGCUUCCGCGCCGCGCUGAGCUACGAGGAGCUCGCCGAGCGGCUCGGGUUUCUGCACCACCAAGAGGUGAAGCGCCGUGAGGGCGGCAAGGAGGCCCCCGAGGUGGCGCCGGCGGUGCUGCAAGUCGCCCAAGCGCUGGUGCGCUACGUCUGCGAAAAUGUGAGCCCGGCCAUGGAGGACGAGUCCAAGACCCCGAAGGCCCCAAAGUCUGAAGGCUUCUGGCCCUUCGACUUCAUGACCGACACCAAGGAGAAGAAGAGCGAGCAGAAGCUGUCGGGGGACCAGCUGAUGUCCAUCCAGUCCAAGCUGAAGCGCUGCUUCUGGCUGCCGCCCCUCAGCGCGCCCGGCGGCUGGCCGCCGGAGGCCCCCUGGCGGGGCGCCACCUCGGGACUCUGCUGCGCAGAGGAGGUGAGGCUGGCCUCGGAGGAGUUUCUGGUCGGCAUGGUGAGACCCUUGAUUGGCCUCACCUCCGCGCGAGGAGGUGCGGCGCGGCUGCCGCGGCGGUUUCUGGAGAGCUUGGGCCUCUCAGAGAAGCCGGAGAAUGGCCUGCUGAACGAGCAGCUCCAGCGGAUGGAGGAGUGGGCUACUAGCCUUCCAGAUGCGAAGAGGGAGGUACACGCUUCUUGGAUCACUCGGUGCUUGUACGACCACAUCUACCCGAUCUUGCUUCGUGAGGCGGUGAUCAAGGAGUAUGUCAGUGACAAGACCAAGCGACUUUGGGUGCCGCAGGGCGGGUUUUUGCCGAUUUCGCGGAUGGCGCGGCAGAGCAUCGAGUUCCCCCCAUACUUGGUGAAAGCUCCGGCGGAGUGGAAGGAGAAGGUGCCGGACCUCUGGGCCAAGAUCAACACCUGCUUCGGAGUCCAGGACUACAGCGAGGCCUUAGGCUGCAUUGCUGAAGCUGCGGGCGGCGAGCUGGACCUGCAGUCUCUGGACAUCGCGGUGCGCCUGGUCAUGGCCAUCACCGACAAGUUGCAGCAGGAGCGCGCGCAGAGCGCGCCGGCGGCGGCCGGGAGCAAGAUGGACAUCCUGAUGCCCACUGCAGAAAGCCAGCUGCGCCCUGCUCGGGAAUGUGUCUUCAACAACAUGACCUGGCUGCCAGAGGUGGAGACGGCCCACUUGAACCUUGGGAACUACUGCCUGGUUCACCCGAAGAUCUCUCAUACCGUGGCGCACACCUGUGGCUGCCGGGGCGUGUCUCUGGUGGUGGCCAAGGACGCCACGGAGAUGCACGGGGCCGACUGGUGCGAGGCGGCGGGGCAGAGUGAGCCAAUCACGACUCGGCUGAAGAACCUUCUCAAGGACUAUCCUGCGGACGUCAGCAUGUUCAAGGAGAUGGUGCAGAAUGCGGAUGAUGCCGGCGCAACCGAGGUGCACAUCGUGUGGGACUGGCGGCAGCACCGGAAGCAGUCUUUGCUCACUCCUGACAUGGACCGUUGGCAGGGGCCAGGGCUUUGGGUCUACAACGACGCCCAGUUCACGGCCAAAGACUUCGACAGCAUCUGCCGGCUGGGCGUGGGCGGCAAGCGCGAGCAGUCCCGGAAGAUCGGGCGCUUCGGUCUGGGCUUCAACUCUGUAUACAACUUCACCGACUUGCCGAGCAUCCUGAGCGGUGAUAUGGUGCUCUUCCUGGAUCCCCACGUCCAUCACCUGAGCGCCAUGGGCGCGUCUGUUCAGAAGCCCGGGAUCUUGCUGCGCUUCCUGAAAAUCAAGGCCGGGAACUGCGGCGGAGCGACACAGCACUUUGGCCCUCUCCGCCCUCAAGCAAAGAUUUAA
Effrenium voratum is the source of this 5115-nucleotide messenger RNA. The record is from the annotation of a GenBank genome assembly. Lineage: Eukaryota; Dinophyceae; Suessiales; Symbiodiniaceae.